AUGGCGGUGAUGUGCGAGACUCUGCGUCUCAGCUUCCGAUUCGCCAAGCUCCACAUCUUCUCCAGCUUCAAGCCGAUCCCGCAAGAGGAUAUGGAGUUAAGGGCCCUUUCUGUAGCGCCGGGUGGCGAACUGGAGCCCUACAUGCCGGGCAAAGGCUGCUUUUUCGGGGCGGUGGCUCUGUACCACUUCUUCUGUGCAGGACUGGUAGUCCUGGCUGUGCUAAACUCAUGGAUUUCCGAACAUGGUGGUGGGUCGGUGUCUUGGGAGCUGUGGGCACUGUGGCAGCAGCUUUGCCUGUGGACACUCUUCGUCCAGAACUUGCUGCGUUGCUGCAUGGAGGAUGCGGAAGCCUUGCGGGCGUCCACCAUGAAAGUCGUGCUGCUGUACACAGUUCCGUGCAUCAGCGACCUUUUCGACACCAUGAAGGACUGGAUCAUUACAGGCAUUUGCUUUUUGGAGCCUCGAAAUUCAUGGGGCUGGGCCCUUGGAGUAUUGCUGGUGACUCUUGAGGUGGCCUGCCUCUGGGCAGGCCGCCUACCCCAGUGUAUCCAGCUGCAUAGCGAGAUGUCUGUGAGCCUUCCCCUGGUGCUGCUGCAAGUGCUCUAUGCCCUCAUGACGCUUGUGCUGGCAGUGGGGCCUGGCUUUGUGUGGCUGGUGGUCACCGUCUACGCGAACGUGCGUUUUGCGCUGUAUUCCUUCGUGGUGCUCCCGUUUACCAUCUUGCUCUUUGCCUUGCAUAGCGUGGUCGCCUUGGCUUUGCUCCUGCUGCAAUGGCUUGCUUGCUUGGUCGGCUUUUGUGGAAUGGCGCUAGUUGACAUUCCCAUCGCCGUGGCGUCCUUGUUCGACUCGGGACUCAUCUGGUCCUGCCUAAGAUGGGAGCGCGAACGUCUUCAGACAUAUUGCAGCAUAAGCUGGUACCAACCCAAUGUGUGGUUCAACCAGACAAACAUCACUGUGCACUCGAAGUCUUUGACAAAGACGGAUGUCGACAGUAUGUUGCACGAGCAAGAUCUGCACGAGGCGGAAUGGACCCACGCGGCGUACCUGUUUUUGGCGGACGGCGGGCUUCUGUGUGUGAUGUCCCUGUACGUGGUCAUCUAUUCCUGCGCGCAGGCGCGAGUUGACCUUUCGAUCUCAGUGGGUAGGUGUAGGGUUUAG
Messenger RNA from Symbiodinium natans, 1158 nucleotides. The record is from the annotation of a GenBank genome assembly. NCBI's taxonomy places the organism in Eukaryota, Dinophyceae, Suessiales, Symbiodiniaceae.